Molecule: messenger RNA, 1613 nt
Organism: Colias croceus (clouded yellow)
Lineage: Eukaryota; Metazoa; Arthropoda; Insecta; Lepidoptera; Pieridae
Product: delta(24)-sterol reductase-like
Exons: 3
Coding region: 5-1612 (535 amino acids)
Biological process (GO): steroid metabolic process
Cellular component (GO): cytoplasm; membrane
Molecular function (GO): FAD binding; Delta24(24-1) sterol reductase activity
Source: RefSeq, a predicted model, not a curated record
CACCAUGAUUCCAAGUUCCAUAAAGAACCGUUUAAUCCAAUGGCUGGAAGACCAUCGCGAGUUCGUCGUAUGCGCGUUCUGUCUGCCCGCGUCAUUCCUGUUCACACUUAUCCUGCGUAUACGCAACGCUCUUCGAAGAUUUUAUAGCGAUCCCCAGAGACAUGAUACAGCCGUUAGGGAGAUACAGGCCAGGGUUCAACAAUGGAACAAACUCCCGGACAAAAAGGGUCGAUUGCUCUGUACAUCGCGACCGAAUUGGCUAUCUCUGUCCACCACAUUUUUCGAGAAACAUCUACACCAUCGUAUACCAAUCCCAUUGUAUGAUAUACUAGAGCUGGACGAAACAGCCAUGACUGUAAGAGUGGAGCCAAUGGUCACUAUUGGAGAUAUCACUGAGUUUUUGAUACCGAAGGGGUAUUCUUUGGCGGUUACUAUUGAAUUGGUUGACGCUACUUUGGGAGGACUUGCGUUUGGCACGGGGAUGUCGACUCACUCUCACAAAGCGGGCCUCUACCACGAAACAAUCACGAGUUACGAAGUGGUUUUAGGAGAUGGAUCCUUGGUAACAGCCACCGCUGAUAACGAAUAUUCCGACCUAUACAAAGCAUUGCCUUGGUCGCACGGAAGUCUAGGUUUUCUCGUCGCCUUAACACUUAAAAUAGUGAAAGUAAAACCCUAUAUAAAAAUAACUUACACUCCUAUAAAAGGCCAGAAGAACUACUGCGACUUGUUACGAGAAGUUUCUGGAGCGAAUCAAGCCAAACCAAUUUACUUCCCCGAUUAUAUUGAAGGCACAAUCUUCAGUAAAGACGAAGCUGUCGUGAUGACAGGCGACUAUUCUGACUACGACUCCAAUAUAACCGUCAACCACUGCUCCAGGUGGUAUAAGCCAUGGUUUUACAAACACGUCGAAUCAUUUUUAAAGAAAGGCGAAACCGUGGAACUCAUUCCCUUAAGAGAUUACUUGUUACGACAUAACAGACCUAUAUUCUGGGUCGUUGAAGACAUGCUUUCGUUCGGCAAUCAUCCAAUAUUCAGAACUUUAUUCGGCUGGCUUCUACCACCGAAACCAGCUUUCUUAAAGUUCACCACGACACCAGGAGUAAGAGCGUACACAUUCACUAAACAAGUGUUCCAAGAUAUAGUUCUACCGAUACACGAAUUGGAGAAGCAAAUCGAAAUCUCUACAGAACUGUUCGACAAAUUUCCGUUAUUAGUCUAUCCGUGCAAAGUAAUUGAUCACGGUCCAUCAUCCGGUCAACUUGCUCGACCGCAAGCUAAAUACAUGGUACCCGGUACUAAUUACGCAAUGUACAACGAUUUGGGAGUUUAUGGCGUUCCUGGUAAGGUCAAAGAUAAGAAACCGUAUAACCCAGUUAGGGCAAUGCGAGCAAUGGAAAAAUUUACUAGAGACGUUGGUGGUUUUUCGUUCUUGUACGCAGAUAUAUUUAUGACAAAAGAGGAGUUUGGGAAAAUGUUCGAUCUGUCAUUGUAUGAAGUUGUUAGAAAGAAGUAUAGGGCAGAAGGAGCAUUCCCGCACUUGUAUGAUAAGGUUAAGCCGGAGAUUGACGUGUUUUCUAUCGGCGAAGAAAAUGCUAUAUCCGAUCAAUAGA